AUGACGACCGAGGCGACGUGGAAAAUGGAGAUCGGGAGACUCGGAGACCAAAAGGUGUUGUGGGAUUCUGAUUCCGACCGCAACCAGACCUUCCUUGCGCCUGCUAACGCUGCAUGCUGGGAACCUGGGAACUGGGAACUUGGAACUAGUGCAGACAUGGCAUCGGAAAGUGGACCGCAAACCAGCGACUACCGAUGGUUUGGGCCACAAGCAAAGUUCAGGACCCCACUGUGGCAAACGACUGGGUGGGUUUGGGGUCACAGUUCAUGUGUGGAACCAGAUCCCAAGUUGCGAAUUAAGAGUCGACAGAAGCUGGGUGCGUACACCCAUAAUGCCGUACCAAGUGUGCCAGCGCAGACGUGGCACCACCCCAAGCCGUAUGCCACACGAAGGACGCAUCAGGGUCAAGCUGCCGAACGACACAUCUCCAGCACUUUGCUCCUACAGUGA
Apiotrichum porosum is the source of this 450-nucleotide messenger RNA. RefSeq lists its product as uncharacterized. The transcript is spliced from 3 exons. Bases 1 to 450 code for a protein of 149 amino acids. The record is from RefSeq and is a predicted model, not a curated record. NCBI's taxonomy places the organism in Eukaryota, Fungi, Basidiomycota, Tremellomycetes, Trichosporonales, Trichosporonaceae.